CUUCCCGCCGCCCGCAGAUAACCUUAGAGACUAUUUUAGCAAAUUUGGAGACAUUAGAGAAUGUAUGGUGAUGAGAGACCCAACUACAAAACGUUCCAGAGGCUUUGGUUUUGUUACAUUUGCAGAUCCGGCAAGUGUAGAUAAAGUAUUAGCUCAACCCCAUCAUGAAUUAGAUUCCAAGACGAUUGAUCCUAAAGUCGCAUUUCCCCGACGAGCUCAACCUAAGAUGGUCACAAGAACAAAGAAAAUAUUUGUAGGUGGACUAUCUGCUAAUACGGUAGUGGAAGAUGUAAAGCAAUACUUUGAGCAGUUUGGCAAGGUAGAGGAUGCCAUGCUUAUGUUUGACAAGACCACCAACAGACACAGAGGAUUUGGCUUUGUAACUUUUGAAAAUGAAGAUGUGGUCGAAAAAGUCUGUGAAAUCCAUUUUCAUGAAAUCAAUAACAAAAUGGUGGAAUGUAAGAAAGCACAACCUAAAGAAGUGAUGUUUCCACCAGGGACGAGAGGAAGGGCUCGAGGAUUACCAUAUACCAUGGAUGCUUUUAUGCUAGGGAUGGGAAUGUUGGGUUACCCAAAUUUUGUUGCGACCUAUGGCCGAGGAUACCCUGGAUUUGCCCCCAGUUACAGUUAUCAGUUCCCAGGUUUCCCAGCAGCAGCCUAUGGACCAGUAGCGGCGGCAGCAGUGGCGGCAGCGAGAGGAUCAGGGAUCCCCGAUUAUGGUUUCUAUUCUCCGCCCGGUGACCAACGGGCUCCGUUAUCGUACGCGGACUAUGGUUCCAUGGGGCCUCGGGUGGCUCAGAUGCUUCGUAGCGAGCACCCUGCUUCAGCGAGUAACUCCCCCCUCCACCACCUUCCCAGCCCGGAUCAAUUUAAGAGCCCAGUCUUGAAUAGCUACAGUGCUCAACCGAAUUUUGGCGCACCCGCUUCCCCGGCAGGCUCCAACCCAGCCCGGCCAGGAGGAUUUCCAGGGGCAAACAGCCCGGGGCCAGUCGCAGAUCUCUACGGCACAGCCAGUCAAGACUCCGGUGUUGGUAACUACAUAAGUGCUGCCAGUCCCCAGCCUGGCUCUGGCUUUGGGCAUGGAAUUGCCAGUAUAUCUGGAUGUCCAGGCAAGACAGGGAGAAGUUUCUGAAUGGUCCCAAGUUUAGGUGAUACAUCAUCAGACUUUGAACAUUACAUCAUCACCAAAUAACCAACACAAACUGGAGGUGGCACUCAGCGGACUUGGUUGUCCAAAAUCUCUAUCAUCUCAUGAACCUGCUGUACUAUAUAGAACAACAGCUUUUUAAAAA
Messenger RNA from Gekko japonicus, 1292 nucleotides. RefSeq names its product musashi RNA binding protein 2 (gene MSI2). The record is from RefSeq and is a predicted model, not a curated record. Gene Ontology annotation, cellular component: cytoplasm. Gene Ontology annotation, molecular function: RNA binding. The coding region runs from base 65 to 1132 and encodes 355 amino acids. The transcript is spliced from 12 exons. NCBI's taxonomy places the organism in Eukaryota, Metazoa, Chordata, Lepidosauria, Squamata, Gekkonidae.